ACGUCACAAUGAGAAGCGCGUAAUACGGGAAUAUAGAAUGUUCAAUUUCAGGAAUGUUUAGGAUUAGCUACUCGAGAAUAACAAUCGACUUUUAUUGUGAGAACAGUUUGCUCUUACCUCAGUGAAGAAGACAAUUUCACACUUGAAAUGGAUCUCUACAGCUGCCCAGUUUUUAACUCUAGAAUCAUGAAUGCUGACUUGUACAGUGUUUUGACAUCAGAGUCAGUUCGAACCAGAGAAGACAAGACUGGUGUUUUGCUGCACUUGAGUACACCACGCUUGAUAAUUGAUCAGCACAACCCCUGCCUGAAAAGUGUUGCACGUGUCUGCGCUGCAGGUGGCUACAUUGUGCACGACACAGGUGAUACGAUUCUGGCUGAAUGGGUGGUGGAGAGCGUGCAGCUGAGUGACACCAUAUCUCAGGUUGUCCAAUGCGCUUUCCAAAUUCUGGAUAAGUGCGACAAGCAAAGGAGAAAACAUCUCAAAAUAGUAAUAUCGUCUGGGAGAUUCUCCAGAGCGAGAGUAGGAGUUGGCGCUCGUCAGCUCUUCGCCGUGUUUGGCACGGCGGUGGACGAGAUGCGAUCAGCGAUGGCGCUAACGGAGCCUGGCUACGUCAUGCUCUCUCCUGAAGCAUGGCGGCUCUGCCGCAAAAACGACUUACCCAUCAAGUGGACUGAAAACGAACAAGUGGUCAAGGUGCUCUGUGUCAGGAAAAGACAGAGCGCGUCAAUGGAAGACCUGGACAAUUACAACAUCCCUGCGAGGAGCUCCCCAAGAAGAGCGUACCUACUAUCAACAGAUGACAAACAAAAAUACAUGCACAGAUUCAUGAUCGAAACAGCCCUGGAAAGGAUGCGCACAACAGUGCGAAUGCAGCGGCUGAAGGAGGCGUGGCCCGUCACCAUCUUGUUUGUGAAUGUCCAGUACGCGCAAACUCCGACGGAUGUCCGACGCACCUGUCACCGAGUCAGCAACAUUAUUGCCGAGCAGAUGUUCAGCUGCUGUGGGGAGAUCUGCAAUGCCUUCUUUUUUGAAGAGGGCUGUGUAUUUCCGUGCGCCGUCGGUUUACCCGGGAAAAGGAGACAGGAUAAGACUGCUCAGGCGAUGCAGGCUGCCUACUGUAUACAAGAGACAUGCAGCCGAGAAAUCGACAACAUUUUGAUGGUCUCCGUAGGGUUAAGUACGGGAAGAGUCUUCUACACUCUGCAGCGCCGUCCUGAGAGAAACGAAUACACAGUGUACGGACGUACAGUACACGUGGCAUCGGCUUUGGUGAAGGAGCACCUGGGGAUGGUGUCGUGUGAUGUGGCGACCAGCCUUUACUCCAUGCUGCCUCUUUUGCCCUCGAUGUUUCAUGAGACGAAAGAUCAUCUUGAACAAGUGCACAAACGGGACGAGAUUUAUGAGAUGCUUGGUGAUGAAGCUGCAAUGUCCAGGGGGAUGUUCGGAAUGAGACUGGCUCUAGCUCACAUGCAGACAAUGCAGUAUGUCGAGCGUCAGGUGGUGGAAUACGCCUCUGUUAUUGGCCACACCUUCACUGUCGAGAUGCUGCAGAAGUUCCUGCCCGAUAUACGUGACCGGGCUCUCACAACCGCCCUUAGAUCGCUGUUUAGAGUGGGCAUCUUCAAGUGUGCCUCCGAGCCCAGGGACGUCUCAGUGACCAAGACCUGUUACUGCGAGAACAAAACCCAAGAGUUCAUGCAGAUCUCAGAGGAGCCUUUGUGGACGUGUCAGCUGAUGAGUUUCUGCAACGCUGAGGAAAUGGAGGCGGUGCAUAACCUGGUACAAAAGAAUAGGUUUCUGUUCAAGGAGCACCAUGUCAUGUGUGCCAGGUACCUAGAGGAAAAGGCGUACCGCUGCAGCAAAUGCAACGCUGACAAGUUCAUAUUCGGACCAAAAGAAGCCGCAGGAGACAUCGACGAGCAUCUCCUGGAGAUAUACAAGACAAUACGGCCUAACGAGAUCUUUCAGAGCCAAGGCAUGCGCUGUCGAAGUAAGACGUUCCGGGCUGAAAGAAACAGCAAGAAUACAGCGUGCGUCCUGUCCAAAGCGAAGUCCGUACUGACGGAGACACGUGAUAGAACGACUGCGGGCGGCUGCGAGUGCGCUCAGCUCGUGGAGACGGUACUCUUCCCUAGAGUGAGACACUGGACCUGUGUAGGAGACGUGCCCAGGACCUUUUACUACCUGGUGGAGAGCGCAGCCGCCUGUGUAUAUCUUCACAAUGAUGCCAGGGCAUUGGAGUAUCUGAGGAUGGCCAAGGCAAUUGUGGAGAAUCUCACAAAAGGGAGGCCUGCGUUUCCAUCAGCAGAUCCUGGAGCUGUGAAACUCUGUAAACUUCAGCAAGGGUUUAUGUAUCGGCUCACAGGAGAGUUUCUAUUUAGCGCAGGGGAAAUUUCAGAGGCAGAGGAGAGCUUUAGGAAAGCCUUGAAGGUCCUGAACUGCAGACUCCCUCGCAAUGCCCCCAUGCAGUUGCCGAUGUUGGUUUGGGAGACGAUGAAGAAAAGCCGCUUCCUAUCCAGACACUUCGAGAUCCCAGAGAAAAGGAAGCUAGCCCGUCUGCAGGAGUGCAUCUGUUGUCUGUCCUUCCUGUGGCAAAUCGGCUACAUGUGCGGCCAGCUCCAAAGCGCAACGCUGGCCAUCACCAUGGAGAUCAACCUGGCCGUCCAGACCGCCGAUCCGUGCAAGAUCCUCUACACCGCCAUUGACUACCUCCAGUACAGGCAGCUUAUGAGCAGGGAGAGCGAGUGCAAGCAUCUGAAAGACUUCCUGUGCAGGACUUGCGCCAGCCUGUCGGACCACCCUGAUGGACCGAGGCUGAUCAGCCACUUGACUCGAAUCCUCACGUCGUCAAACUGUACACCGAGGACCUGGAGCAUUCCACCGAGUGCAGAAAGUAGAUCUCAAGGAAACAGGGCUGGUGACCGCUGCCCUAUACCAGUGGGGGAUGAGCAACCGACUCAGACUGACCAGAAGGGUUCGGAUAUGCUCGCUUCAGAGGUUCGAGUGAUUCAAGCCACAGCAGGUAACUCCCAUUGUUGAAGCUCAGUAAAGCUCCUCUGAGAAAUGCCUAGCUGAGACCUCGCUCAACACUGCUACAGGAGUGUAUGGGGGUAUACACCACUUCAGCAGACUUGGCUCCCUAAUCCCACACUUCUUGGGUAAUCCCAAGUAUGGUUGCUACAUAACAUUGUAUUAAAACAUCUCAGCGUGUCAGCAACUGAACUUAAUCUCAAUCAAGACCUUAACGCUCAGCCCGAACAUCCUUUAAACACAUGGAGAUUUCAAUAAAGAUUCUUAAUGAUGUCUGUUUCUUGUCCAAUAAUAUACACUCAGCUUAGUCAAUUCCAAGUUUGCAAUUAUCCAGUCAGCCAAUCAUGUGGCAGCAGUGUAGUGUAGUAGGACACAGGUCAAGAGCCUCAGUUAAACUGCACAUCAAACAGAAUGAGAAAGAAUGUGAUUACACUUCACCUGGUCUUUUUCCAAUCUUCAAAUUUCGUCUUGGAUCCCUGUUUUUGUCUGACAGGACCGGAGCUCGAAAAUCGAUC
This is a messenger RNA of Ictalurus punctatus (channel catfish), 3548 nucleotides long. RefSeq names its product adenylate cyclase type 10. The record is from RefSeq and is a predicted model, not a curated record. Bases 148 to 3042 code for a protein of 964 amino acids. Lineage: Eukaryota; Metazoa; Chordata; Actinopteri; Siluriformes; Ictaluridae. Gene Ontology annotation, molecular function: adenylate cyclase activity. The transcript has 21 exons. Gene Ontology annotation, cellular component: cytoplasm. Gene Ontology annotation, biological process: intracellular signal transduction; cyclic nucleotide biosynthetic process.